Perca flavescens (yellow perch) is the source of this 641-nucleotide messenger RNA. RefSeq names its product anionic trypsin-2-like. Gene Ontology annotation, molecular function: serine-type endopeptidase activity. The record is from RefSeq and is a predicted model, not a curated record. Bases 24 to 599 code for a protein of 191 amino acids. The transcript is spliced from 5 exons. Lineage: Eukaryota; Metazoa; Chordata; Actinopteri; Perciformes; Percidae. Gene Ontology annotation, biological process: proteolysis.
UGACAAUAACUCAUCCUAAAGGAAUGUUCUACUGCGGCGGUACUCUGAUAAAAAAACAGUGGAUUCUGACUGCAGAACACUGCUGGGAGAAGGGAGGGACUAUCAAAGCACAUUUAGGUGUGCAUCCAGGAACCAACAAACAACCAGUGCAAACCAUCAAAAGACAUGAGAUCUUUACAGACGCCAACGGAGACAUUCAUGACAUCAUGCUGCUGAAGCUACCUGAACCACCCAACAUUACACCUGCAUCACUUCCUGUCUGUGGAACUCAUCCACCUCUAGGUGCUACUGUUCAGAUGGCUGGUCAUAGCUAUACCGAUGAAAAACAACUUAGAAGAUCAACUACUCUCCGAUGUGCUGACACCACGGUUGUCAACUGUGUAGCUGGGUUUUCUGUCGCCCAUUACCACACGUUCUGUGGCAAAAAAGCUGGAGUGGAUAGUUGUCCAGGUGACUCUGGUUCAGGAGUGGUGUACAAUGGCAAGAUUCAUGGUGUCAUUUCCUCUGGUUAUUGCACUAACCAAGGAACACAAGUUGAAUUUAUGGAUGUCUGUAAUAAGGAUUACAUGGACUGGAUCAAUCGAAUAGUAGCAACAUAGAUAUGUCUAAUUUGUGGUUAUUGUAAAAUGUCCUAUCAUUCA